Molecule: messenger RNA, 2026 nt
Organism: Cynara cardunculus var. scolymus (artichoke)
Lineage: Eukaryota; Viridiplantae; Streptophyta; Magnoliopsida; Asterales; Asteraceae
Product: E3 ubiquitin-protein ligase At1g63170-like
Exons: 6
Coding region: 345-1634 (429 amino acids)
Molecular function (GO): zinc ion binding
Source: RefSeq, a predicted model, not a curated record
CCCAAGAAAAUAUUAUUAACAACAAGAUUGAUCAGACUCUUGUGAAUCGAUCGAUCCAUCGACUGGAAUUUCCUCCGAUGUUGUGUUAAUUUAAUCGAUUACUCACUGUUGUUGUUUAACAGGGGAUUUUGAGUGUGGGUUUUGAUGCGAACCGACUGGUUUAUUGAUUUGAUUGUUGGGUAUUCAGGUUGAUGCAACUUUGACUUUGAUCAUUUUGAGUGGGUAACCAAAAAAGUCACAGGUGAACAAUUCUUGUGGAUGUAAUCGUGUAGUUGGUUUUUGAGGCUUGUUUUGAUAUUGGCAUCCCAUGUUUUCUCCACUUCAUCAUUUGCUGGAGCGUCUAGAUGGGUGUUUCUGCUUUGGGGCUACAGCGUAAAAACCAAACAAGCAAGGUGCCACUACUAAUGGAGAGAACAGAAAGCCAUACUGAAUCUGAGCAUGUGAUUGAUAUAAGCAAUAGUAAUGAAGCUUCCUCAUCUAGCUCAACCCUUGCUAGACCAGUCAGUGGGUCAAAUGUACGACAGAACGAAGAUCUGCUUUCAACUAACGUGCAAGCUCCCGUCUUUCAGCAUUCUUUUUCUACUACCAAUGGAACAAAUUCAAGGAAUACAUCAUUUGCUAGGAGAGGGAAUGGCCAUGGCCGACGUAGGAGCCCAUUGAAUUCUGGUUAUUGGAUAUCUGUUGAACUGGUUAUUACCGUGAGCCAAAUUAUAGCAGCCAUUGUUGUUUUGUCUUUGUCAAGGCACGAGCAUCCUCAUGCUCCAUUGUUCACAUGGGUUAUCGGUUAUGCUUCAGGAUGUGUUGUAACACUCCCUCUUCUCUUUUGGCGUUUCCAUAAUCGCAAUUAUGGUUCAAAUCAAGAACCAUCGCAGGCUCGUCAAAGCUCUACUCCCGGCAGCCUGUCUGCUAUUGCGAGUUCUUUCACUUCGCCUUCAAAUGGAAGGAUUUCGGAAGGGGACACUCGCAACACUACUGGUACAUCGUCAAGACGUUUUACAUUGGGAUCACUGGGUGCAAGAAUCAAGGUACUUGCUGAAUACUUCAAGAUGGGAUUGGAUUGCUUCUUUGCAGUCUGGUUCGUGGUCGGAAAUGUGUGGAUCUUUGGAGGUCACUCUUCUUCUUCUGAUGCUCCCAACUUGUACAGGUUAUGUAUAGUGUUUCUUACCUUUAGUUGCAUCGGAUAUGCAAUGCCAUUCAUCUUGUGCACCACAAUCUGCUGCUGCCUCCCUUGUAUAAUUUCGGUCCUGGGCUUCAGAGAGGAUCUUGCACAAAAUAGAGGAGCCACUACAGAAUCAAUUAAUUCUCUUCCUACCUACAAGUUCAAGAAAAAUAAGCACACAAAUGAUAAAGAAACCAACCUGGGUACUUGUGAAGGUGGGGUGGUGGCUGCCGGAACUGAAAAGGAGCGUGUCAUAUCAGGAGAAGAUGCGGUCUGCUGCAUAUGCUUGGCUAAGUACGCAAACGAUGAUGAACUCAGGGAAUUGCCUUGUUCUCACUUCUUUCACACAGAUUGCGUGGACAAGUGGCUGAAGAUCAAUGCUUCAUGCCCACUUUGCAAGACCGAAGUUGGUGAGACCAUUUUAAGUUCACUAACCGAAGCAACUGCCAGCCUGCGACGAAGCGCUGUGUAUUAGCUUCCGCAAAAACCUUUCUAAAAUGUCUUGGGUAUGUUAAUAUCGAAAACAGGCUAUCUUGAAGAGUGUUAUUUGAUAAGUGAAUAGAUGCCCCAAAAGUCUAUUAUAUCCUUAUUGGUAUUGUUUGCUUUUGGGCUAUCAUGAGCUUAUUUUGGUAGAAAGUAGACAUCAUGUGGUUUUAAGUGAUUAGCAUUUCGAACCAUUUGUGUUUGAUGCUAUGGUUCGGGCUAGGACUAGCCCGACUAAGUUGGGUCUGCAAAAAGUCUGGUCAAGACUUGUACGCCCUGGUGGUCCAAAGAAUUGGACGAACCACAUGGUUAGGUUAGGAUGGUCACCGGUCGAAACUUGAAACUGAUGAGUUAUAAUAAAAUAUGUGAUCACGUUGUAAAUGA